This is a messenger RNA of Gaeumannomyces tritici R3-111a-1, 1444 nucleotides long. RefSeq lists its product as hypothetical. The record is from RefSeq and is a predicted model, not a curated record. The transcript is spliced from 3 exons. Bases 1061 to 1444 code for a protein of 127 amino acids. Lineage: Eukaryota; Fungi; Ascomycota; Sordariomycetes; Magnaporthales; Magnaporthaceae.
UCCGCCCAACCCAGCCUGCUGCUGCUGCUACUGCUGCUGCUGCUGCUGCUGCGCUGUCUUUUGUUGCGUGCCCACCCGCCCGUUCGUCGCCAAGGCACCGCCAGUCCAUGGUUCGCCGUCGGAUAUCACGCCGUCGACCAAAAAGCCCGCCCCCAUCCAGGAGCGUCGCAACACCGCUACCACACAUGCAUGUCUGCAUGUCUAGGCCCUGCGCCUGACUCGACUUUCUGUGCCUCCCUUCGCUUCACUUCCUGCCGUGUCCAUCUACACUAGGUGCCCGCACCUACCUACAGGUCGCUAGUACGUAAAUAUCCAGGUGCUUCUACGGCACAGGCUCAGCCCUUUUCGUUCCAGAGGGGGCGCCUCCGACCUGCGUGGCUCCUCGCCAAGAAUCCUAGCUGAGUGGCGGGGUGCAGACGCAAGCGCGCCUCCCAGGAAAUGAACCGUCCCCCAAGAAAAGGGACUUUUUUAUGGAAUAGGAGCGAAUGGGCCGCACCAUCCGGCCAGGCUGCACGUCAGUCAGAACCAGGAGGGCCGCAGGUGUGGUCGCCUCGUUGCUUAUUUUGGCCCCCUUUUUGUGUCCUGUGCCGCCGUUGCUUAGAUCACCAUCAAGCAGGUUCUCAACGUCGUUUCUAACCCAACGCCAGCAUCUCCCUGCUCGCAGGACAGACCCGGACCUUAACACCGCCAAAUAUGAGGCUCGUCUUUGAUGAUGAAUGAGCCAGGUCUACGGGCGGCCGUUGGUGCCAUAACGUCGAUGUCAGUGCACAAACCACCCCGCGGGUUAUAGAGCCCGAGGGUUACCUCUCAGGCAUCGCACUUGUGAGAAAACAUCGUGUGGUUCCCGCUCCACGUUACAUCCACUUUGUCGCCAUCUGUCGUACGGCGCAGACUGCCUCUCUUAGGGUCUAGAUUUUGCGCGCUCGACCCGAGCACAUCUGCCAGUCGGCAUUUACGCCCCCCUAGACUCGGGGUUUCCGUUGCACCUGCUGUCCAAAUCGACAAUCCUAAGUAGAUUGGGUUGCUACGCCACAGACCUGCCGCAAGCCAUCACCCAAAGAUGCUUAACGAAAUCCCUGAGCAAUUAAAAUUACUCGUGCGGGCUAAAAGCGCCUGCAAUUUAACGGUCCUCCGGACUAGAAACCAAUGUAUCGCCGAAAAAGGUAAUAAACCGCCCACCAUUUUUUGCACGGUGUACAAAAGAAUUAAAAUAAUUUCGUACAACCUUUCGGACCGUGCUUUCGUUUUUAGCAAUUAUUUGCUAAAGCGUAUAAAAAAAAAGUAUUUCGGUAAAUUACUAAUCGGGAAAAAAAAAACGUUAUUUUUUUGCUUAUUAAAUUAUUCGCAGGCAAAAAGCAAAGCCUUUUCGCGGAAAGCAUGGAACCAAUCGUUACGAUCCCGGCGUUAUUGCCAAUAUAUCCGGAUAAAAUCGACCUCGUUUUAA